This is a messenger RNA of Alosa sapidissima (American shad), 7909 nucleotides long. RefSeq names its product myosin phosphatase Rho interacting protein (gene mpripb). The record is from RefSeq and is a predicted model, not a curated record. NCBI's taxonomy places the organism in Eukaryota, Metazoa, Chordata, Actinopteri, Clupeiformes, Clupeidae. Gene Ontology annotation, molecular function: actin filament binding. The transcript has 25 exons. Gene Ontology annotation, biological process: actin filament organization. Bases 839 to 6802 code for a protein of 1987 amino acids. Gene Ontology annotation, cellular component: actin cytoskeleton.
GAUAUAAUGAAAUUUCAGCCGCAAAUCUGUGUGCUCGCGACCUCCCUCCAUUGGGAAAGAGCUAGCCCGAAAAAAGGGGAGAAAAUACGGGAUACCAUGGAGCGUAGCUAGUUAGCUGUAGAAAAAAAGCAUGAUAAAUACCUUUUUGAUAGACUCUUUCUAUUGGACUGCCCGAUGUGUAUUCAGUUUUUUGCGACGGAAAGUAAAAUGAAACGUGGAGCGGAAUUUGGGAGCUGCACAACCUUGCGAAACAACCAGGAGAGAUUUCUUUAGCGAGCUAACGUUAACUUGCUAGCUCAUGAAGAAGCGGUGGUAAACUUCGUAAUGAGCAAUUGCUACCAUUGGAAUUGUCGGAACCCCACCUCAAUUGUUAUGUCUUUUUAGAAAUGGGAUUCUUUUAUUUUCUCUGUGGACACUGAAAUUUCAACGCUUGGUGUUACACGUUAGGGAAUUGUGAAAUUGCUUUGUUUACUGCUUGCUUGGUAACAGUAUUGAUUACAAACUAGCUAUUUAAUCGCUCCCUACUGGCUUUGUGGGGACAGGCCAUGGACUAACUAAGGAACAUAUAACAGACAAGGUAGCUAGCUUGCAGGCUAGCUAUCGAUUACUGGCAAAUAUAACCAAACCAUUAAUACAUUCCGAAGUGGAGUCUUGCAGCAAUUCCGUUUUAAAGAAGCAGAAGAUCACAGUAACCCCGUGGUUUGGAUCAUGCAUGGGAUCAGAGAGCCCUUCUUACGAAUGGGAUAAAUAGCCUAGUUACAAGAUAUUAAGGGAGUGAUUCAAUCUAGGCUAUCUGAACAGUGAAAUAUCGAGUCAUCGGACAAAAAGGAAAACUACGAUGUCCACCGCUAAAGAGAACCCCUGUAGGAAAUUCCAAGCAAACAUUUUCAAUAAAAGCAAAUGUCAAAACUGCUUCAAACCCCGGGAACUACAUCUAUUGACCGACCAAGAUCUGAACCAGGCCAAACCUAUAUAUGGAGGCUGGCUGUGUUUGGCUCCAGAGGGAACGGACUUUGACAAUCCUAUGCAAAGAUCACGGAAAUGGCAGCGGCGGUUCUUUGUACUCUACGAACAUGGCUGCCUACGCUUUGCAUUGGACGAAUCGCCCAGCACACUGCCUCAAGGCACGGUCAACAUGAACCUCUGCACUGACGUAAUCGAUGCCGAGCCCAAGACUGGCCAGAAGAAUGCCCUGUGCAUCAUCACGCCGGAGCAGGAGUACUUCAUCCGCGGAGACAACAAGGAGAUUAUCAAUGGAUGGAGCGAGCAGCUGGUGGUCUACCCAAGAACCAACAAGCAAAACCAGAAGAAGAAGCGCAAGGUGGAGCCGGCCACGUCCCAGGAACCCGGUCCGGCCAAAGUGGCCGUGACUGGCUCUGGGAUCCCCGAGGCGGAGAAGGUUCCGGACUCCAGCUCCAUCAUCUGGCAGGAGGAGCUGCAGAGCCGCGAGGCCGACGUGGGCCAGGUGUGGUCGUCCCCCGACAUGGCGCCCCUGGGGUCACCCUCGGCAGGCGAGGGGUCAUCGGUCAGUCGCAGUUCAGACCAGGGCUCCGUGAAUGGUGACGAAAUGGACCGGAGUCCGUUCCCCCCGGCGGCGGUACCCUCCCACGAGCUCCUGUCGCCCACGGGCAGCUCGUCCAGCCGCCACAGCUUCGGCAGCGUCGGCGGGGGCAUCCCACGCUGCCUCUCCCCGGCGCCCAGCGACCCCUUCCCGUCGGGCAGCAGCCUGCUGUCCAACGGCUCGCACAUCAGCGGCUCCAUGAGCUCGCUGGACUCGGAUGCCAGCGGCAGCACGGUGGCCAGCAGCGACAGCCACCCGGCCGCCGGCGAGCCCGGGGCCGGCCGCGGCCUCCACCACCAUCACCACCACCGCGGGCUGCACGACACGCCGCGCUCACGCCGCCUUGAGGCGGAGGCGCGCAAGGCGGAGAAGAGGAGCAGGGCGCAUAGCCCAGAGGGUCAGGAGACGCCCCUCAGCCCGGAGAGGAGUGGGCGCUCAAACGUGAUCGAGAAGCUGGAGGCGUUGGAGCUGGAGAACACUGAGCGCAUGGAGGUGGACGAGUCGGACCGCAGCGCUGCCCGAGAGGGUCGUAGCGAGAUAAGACGCUUCCACAGAGAGGAGCAGAAGAAUUACCAGCACACAGCCUUACCUCCACUGAGGCGUGCCAAGUCACUGGACCGCCGGACCACCGAGUCUGUCAUGACACCUGACCUGCUGAACUUCAAGAAAGGUUGGAUGGUGAAGCUUGAUGAACAGGGACAGUGGAAGAAGUAUUGGUUUGUGCUGACCGACCAUAGUCUACGAUACUACAAGGAUUCAAUUGCAGAGGAGGCCUCAGACUUAGAUGGAGAAAUAGACCUCAGUACUUGUUACAAUGUCACAGAACACCAAGCUCAACGGAACUAUGGCUUCCAAAUCCAUACGCAGGAGGGAGUCCACACUCUUUCGGCCAUGACGGCAGGGAUCCGGCGCAACUGGAUCCAGGCGGUGAUGAGGAACGUGCGGCCCUCUACCGCGCCAGACGUGGCCAGCCUCAGUGAUGACCAUAACUCCUGCACGCCUCUGGAGAGCCUGUCUAGGCCCGACGUCACCCAGGACUCCGCCUCGGAGGCCUCGUCAGUGGAGCGCGAGCCGGGCCCUAAGAAGAGCCGGGCGCGGGAGCGGCGGCGCGAGGGCCGCUCCAAGACCUUCGACUGGGCCGAGUUCCGGCCCACCGCCCAGGCGCUGGCGCAGCAGCGGGCCAGCGAGGCCGAAGCCCUGCAGGCCGAGCUCAGCGACUCGGAGCGCAGCCGCCGACGGGAGGAGCGCCGCCGGCGCUACGGCUCGGUGGCCGGUAGCUCGCCAACCGACUCCCUCGGCGGCAUGGACUUUGAGAGUGCAGGAGGAGGAGGAGGAGGAGGUGGUGGCCGGCUGAGCGAGGGGGGCUCCACGCCGCCGCACCAGCCGCAGCCGGUGUCCCUGGAGAGGCAGCGGAAAGUGGAGGAUGAGAUCGAGCAGCACUGGCAGCAGGUGGAGAAGACGCCCAUCCGCGAGGAGAGGAGGGUGCCGCUGGCCUCAGCGCUGCAGACGAGGGAGACGGCCGAGCUGGAGAAGCUGCUGGAGAGCUACAAGAAAGGGGUAGAAGACCUGAAGCAUCAGCUAGAGACAUGUCACGAGCAGCUGGCUGAGUCCAACUUGAACAAGUACGAGCUGGAGGAGCAACUGCGCACGGCACUGGAGCGAGAGCAACACAUCCGCAUCGGAUACAUCUCACCGCUGGAUUCCCCAUUGGGUCUUGAGGGAGAUCUUGAUCCCCAGAUGAAGAGGCCUGAACUGGUUAGUUCUCAAGCUCAGACAUUAACGCGGAAGUAUCAGGAAACCAAAGAGCUCCUGCAACUGCAAGAACUGAAAAAGCGCAACAUGCAGGCACAGCUUGGCCUUUCUCUCUCACACCUGUCCAUCCAGGAGCCUUGCACCCCUGAGCACCAAAAGCCCGCCACCUUGAAGAGUCCCCCCACUGAUCCCAUUCUAAAAACUGUCACAUUUAUGGUAGAGGAUAGUGAGGCCAAGAUUGAGGAGCUUGAAAAAUGUAUAUCUGGCAUGCCUAUCACUCUGAAAGAGUUACUGGUUUUGCUACACUCUCAUAGCGAGUUUACUAACAAGAGUGUCUUGAGUAGUCAGGAAAGAAAUGAACUGAGUUCUUCUGGAGACAUUACUAGCUGUCACAAGCUCUUAGAAAACCUCAAGUAUCAGCAAGAAGUGGAGAACGAGACUAUGAGGAGAAGCCUGGCCGAGGCUGGGGACAGCAUCCGCAACUACGAGGCACGACUGAUCACCAUGGAGGAUAUCUUGGGGAGGGUUCAGCAACAGAAAUUGGAAAGUCUAAAGAGCCCCUAUGGGCCGGCAUGUCAAAUUGAGGACUUAGCAGAAAGCACAAACAGAGGUCUGUCCCAGAGGGUUGAGUUGCUAACAACAGAGAACGAGGCACUUAAUCAGCGGUACCAAGAGAUUGUCAAUCAGUUGAGAGAGGCAGACCGGGAAAUUGAGAGGCUAAAGACAGAAUUGAGAGUGCAGGGUAGGCAGGAGCAACUCGGUACUUUAAAUCAAACCAAGGUUAAGCAAGUUAUAGACAGUUCGGUUGACCGUGACUUUUAUGAGAGGGAGUUGAAUGCGAAGUCUCGGAAGUUGCAGGAAGCUCUUGUUAAGUUAGAAGAGCUCGGAAACAAUCUGAAAGACACUGAAAAGCGGCUUCAGUUGAAGGAAGCCACUCUAAGAGGUUUGGGAUUUCAGAUGGGUGACCAAGAAAGUCACAGUAGUGAAGUACAGCUGGAGAAGGAAGAGCUGAAACUUCAGCUUGCAGUUGCCCAGACGAGGCUCUCUGAAAGGGAGCAGAGGCUUUUCGCUGCUGAACAAUCCUGGCAAGAACUUCAAGCCCAGAACCUGGAACUUCAGCAGAAAAACCAAGAAAUUGAAAGAUUACUUAGCAAACAGAAAGUAGCUGAUACAAUUGCAGAAACAAAUGUAGUAAUGACAGGUGCAGAGAUGGCGUCAGAUUGGAUUGAGAAGAAGCUGGAUUUAUGCCAGAGGAUGGAGCAAGCAAGUGAAGAGCUUACCACGGAAAAGAUAGGAGCUGAGAAAGUGAUUGAGGAAUUCAAAAUGAGGUCACAAGCCAUUAGUGUAUUAGUUGAGAUGUUGGGAGAGGCAGAUGCAGAGAAAAUGGAAGGUGAUUUAAGGAGUACAUUAAAAGUCAUGUGUGGACUUUGUCCUUUAGAUGAGCAUGUGGAAGUUAGUCAGACAGGUAAGCUGUUACUGCAGGAGGGAGAAUUUUGUAGUAAACUUUUAAGUGGUAUGAUGGUUAGUCAAGUGAAUCAAGAUGGUGAGGAUGCAUGUAGGACCGUAAGAACUGUAUCAGAACAGAUGUUACUAGAGAAAAUGUUGUUGCUGGUUAUGAAUCAACUGAACACCAAACCAAAUGUGAACAUGGAAAUUCAAACUCAAAGUGUGGAUGCAGACAUUGGAGACACGAGGCAGAUAAUUAAAGACUUUACGGGCCGAAAGUCUUGCACAUCGAUCAUCAAUGAUCUCAUAUAUACUCUACAAGAGAAAUUGUUGUGUAUGAAUCAAAUUGUUUCAACCUUGAAGACCUCUCCAAAUGAACAGCUCCAGACCUUGUUUGCAUUGUUAUCCAAGUAUACAGGUCCAAAACGGCAGUGGUCACAAUAUGUUCAAGAGGCAGUCUUGGAAGCACAUUGCUCUUAUUUGGAAUGUAAGCAGAAGUGCUAUCAGGACAUGGUGUUGCAAGAAUUGCAGUCAGAUAUCACCAGAGAUGGCUGCGCAAAUUGUGUGAAACUAAGAGGGCAGAACAAGGACCUCUCAUCCAAGUUGGAAUACUUGCAAAGACAGUUGUCGGUUCCCUCAACAGAGGACAUGAGCCCAGUCACACACAUACAGAUUGAAGGGGAGCCCAUUGACUCCCUUGAUAAGGCAAUCCAAUUGCAGGACAUGGUAGCUAAGCAUAGGAAAGAACUCCGGGAGCUGAAAGAAUCUUAUGAACAGGAGAUGUGCAAGCUGAGGCAGGACGUGGCCAAGAUGGGAGAAACUCUCCAGCUUAGAUCUGAGGAGAAUGUGAAGGAGAUUGACUCCUUGACCAUCUGCAUGGAGAACCUGAAGAGAAAGCAUGAGGAGGAACGAAGCUCCCUGGUGGAGCAGUUCAAUCAAGAGAUGGAGGAUCUGAAGAGUGCUGUACCUCCACAGGGCUUCAAGAAAGGCCAGGGCCCACCGGGCUCCCUUAAGGAGCGAAUCCAAGAGUUGGUCGCCCAGGUGGCAACCAUGACCGAGGAGAUGAAGGCCCGUGACCGCGACGGAGAGUCCGCAUCACUGCGCCUGAAAUUUGAGCGAGACCUGGAAAACCUGAAGGCUACGUGUGAGCGGGGCUUUGCCGCCAUGGAGGAGUCCCACCAGAAGGUGAUCGACGAACUGCAGAAGAAACACCAGCGGGAACUGGAGAAGCUGCAGGACGAGAAGGAGAGGCUCUUGGAAGAGGAGACGGCGGCCACCAUCUCUGCAAUUGAAGCUAUGAAGAACGCACACCGAAGUGAGCUGGAGAGGGAGCUGGAUAAGGCCCGCAAGGCCAACAGCAACACUGAAAACGCUGACAUCGAGGAGAUCCGCCGACAGCACGAAGAGGAGCUUUUGUCCUUCCAGCGGGAGAUCGAGGUGCUGUCGGAGCAGUACUCUCAGAAGUGCCUGGAGAACGCUCACCUGGCCCAGGCCUUGGAGGCCGAGCGGCAGGCCCUCCGGCAGUGCCAGAGGGAGAACCAGGAGCUCAAUGCGCACAACCAGGAACUGAAUAAUCGUCUUGCUGCUGAGAUCACAAAAAUGCGGUCCAUGACAAGUGAUGAGGGUGGAGAGACGUGCACAGUGAUUCAGGGGAAGGAGCUGUACGAGUUAGAGGUCAUGUUGAGGGUCAAGGAGUCCGAGGUUCAGUACCUGAAGCAGGAAAUUAAUUCUCUAAAAGAUGAGCUCCAGGCUGCCCAAAGAGACAAGAAAUACGCCACAGACAAGUACAAGGACAUCUACACGGAGCUGAGCAUCGUGCGGGCCAAGGCGGAGCGGGACCUGGGCCGCUUGCGGGAGCAGCUCCAGCUAGCCCACGAGGCCCUCGGCGAGCCUACGCUAGAGGAUGUGGAACGCAGUGGCUACGAUAUCAUGAAGUCCAAAAGCAAUCCUGACAUCCUCAAAAUGGCAGCGGCGGCAGCCAAACGCUCUGAGCGCACUAUGAGGUCAAAGUCUGUGAGUCGUGACAUGCCCUGGGACAGCUAAGGGCUGCCUGAGGACCUAGUGACUUCUUCCUUUAGAGUCUGAAGGAGGGACUGACUGCUGAGCAGAGGCUCCACUUGUUUGAUAACAAGGACACCAAGGAGUUCUGACAUUGAUGCAUCGACCCCUCCCAUGCUGCAUGAUAAGACGCUGCCUCCCCAAUACACUCCUUCACUCCCCACUCACUCACCCACUUUCCCACACACUAUAUUUUAGCCCAGUAAUUAACCAUUUAGAAGCACACUGGUCACAACGAGUCCGAUAUUAUAACGUGGUAUGAUGUUUGAAUUUUAUGUCUAUAGAGUAUGCAUUUCAUGCACUUCUGUUACUGUGACAUUUUUUUUUUAUCUCCAUUGCCAUGUCUUAAUGUAAAUACUGUUUUUUUUUUGUUUUUUUUUUUAAUUAAGCAUCUGUCACACAUACACUAAAUAUGUUUGUGUAAGCUACUGUUUUAACCUCUUAGUUAUGUGUGAAUAGUCAAAGAAAUGCGUAAAUGUGUACUGGAUCAACAACACCCCGCACGAAUGAAUGAAUGAGUGAAUGAUGUGUAUGUGGAACCAACAUUAGAAUACAAUCAUGUUGCCAGGUCUGUGUUCACACUAUAUCCUAGGUGCUGUCAGUAUGCACAUAAUGAAGAUGCCCUCAAAACCCCUCGUAAUGUACAGAGUUGGCUAUGCUGCGCUGCUCUAGAGGGGGGAGAAAUGGCUGUAUCAUUUAAGAGAAAAGUUGAAACUUGCUUAGUAGCAUAAUACUCCAUAUUAAUCUUUGUGAGCUAUCUGACCACUCGAAAGGAACUAUUGAUGGUAUCAACUAAAUACACCUGUAAGGUUUAGGUUGGGGAUGGAUAUAUGUAUAUGCAAUAUAUGUAUGCCAUUUUUAUCUCUAUAAUGAUGUUGGUCUACUCUGACUGGGAGUUAUUUUUUAGUUUCCCCCUUCAAAGUUGAUUAUGUUUGCAGUGUUGUUCAGUGGCAGACCCUUUAUAUUUAUUUAAAUGUCAAAAAGAGUUUUUGUCUCACAUUUCCAUUCCUAUGUCCUCUGUUAUUGUAAAUAUACAGCAAAUAUUCACCAACUGACAACAGGUUUAUUAGCAAUAAAUAUUUUUGCACCCUG